AUGGUAGAGCUCCAAGAGGCCACUGUGUACUGGGAUGCUGCCCAGAAAUGUGUGAUCCUGAAGGAAGGGGUGAUGGAAACAGAAGGGGGAGCCUACGGUUACUUCAAUGACACUCUACUCCUCUCUGGAUGGGGAGUCUUGGAGAUCUGUGCAGGUCAUGGAGGAAUCGCACAGGAAGAUGAGACCACCUUCUUCCUGGCUGGGUACCUGGAAGGUUAUCUCACUGCUGGACAGAUGUUCAACCAUUACUCCAACAUGUACCCUCAACUCCUAAAGGACGAGAAGGUUUUGAAUCCCCUGAAAAGAUUUCUGAGCAAGCAGGACCAGUGGGCCAGAGAGCAGGUGAAACUGAGGAGACACAGCGACCCCUUGUGGAACCACCUAGGACUGAUCCUGGCCCAGCUGGACGGACUCCACGCUGGAGCUGCACGGUGGGCCAAAAGCAAUCACAGAGAGCCUCUACCAGCGUUUGCCCUCCAGUUUCUGAAUGGUGUUGGCGACCUCCUGGACCUCGUCCCAGCUCUGACGCCUCGCUCCAACUCCUCCACAGGGCCCGGUGCUUUCAGGAUGCCAGGAAUGGGCCACUGCACCGCUCUCAUCAAGGUGCUGCCAGGCUUUGAGAACCUGCUGUUUGGUCACUCCAGCUGGUAUACAUAUGCAGCCACCAUGCGCAUCUAUAAACACUGGGACUUCAGGGUGUCUGACACAAACAUCGCCACUGGAAAAAUGUCGUUCAGCAGCUACCCUGGCUUCCUGAUGUCUCUGGACGACUUCUACCUGCUUGGGAGCGGCCUGCUGAUGACUCAGACCUCCAUCGGGGUCUUCAACGUCUCUUUGCUCUCCCAGCUCAGCCCUCACAGCCUGCUGGCCUGGCAGAGGGUCCGCCUGGCCAACAGCCUGGCGCACAGCGGAGAGGAGUGGGCGCAGGUCUUCUCCAGAUACAACUCAGGAACAUAUAACAGCCAGUACAUGCUGGUGGACCUGAGCAGGGUUUCUCUGGGUCACAGUAUCAGGGAUGGAGCUCUGACUGUGGUGGAGCAGAUUCCCGGGAAGGUGAUGCACUCUGAUCAGACUCAAGCUUUACGCAGAGGUUAUUGGCCAUCCUACAAUGUACCAUUUCAUGUUGAAAUCUACAACCUGAGUGGGUACAGUGUGAUGUGGAAGAGAUACGGAGAGGACUUCUCAUACGACCUCUGUCCCCGAGCCAAAAUCCUCCGCAGGGACCAGGCCAAGGUGUCAGACCUAAACUCCCUCAAACACAUCAUGAGAUACAACAACUUCAAGAGAGACCCUUACUCCAAGGGGCAUCCAUGUAAAACCAUCUGUUGCCGUAACGACCUGAGACCAAGGAGACCACGUACAGGAGGUUGCUAUGACACUAAGGUGACGGACUACCAGAUGGCUGUCCAGCUGAUCGCGGAGGCAAUAAACGGCCCAACGACACAGGGGGGCCUGCGUCCGUUCUCAUGGAAAUCAUUCAACCUCACCACUCAUCAGGGUCUUCCACACACCUACAACUUUCCCUUCGUCACUAUGAGGCCCACACUGCAUCGGCCCUAA
Anoplopoma fimbria (sablefish) is the source of this 1560-nucleotide messenger RNA. It is a transcript of the gene plbd1b, whose product is annotated as phospholipase B domain containing 1b. Lineage: Eukaryota; Metazoa; Chordata; Actinopteri; Perciformes; Anoplopomatidae. Gene Ontology annotation, cellular component: extracellular region. Gene Ontology annotation, molecular function: glycerophospholipase activity. The record is from RefSeq and is a predicted model, not a curated record. The transcript has 10 exons. Gene Ontology annotation, biological process: phospholipid catabolic process. The coding region runs from base 1 to 1560 and encodes 519 amino acids.